Messenger RNA from Dioszegia hungarica, 531 nucleotides. RefSeq lists its product as uncharacterized. NCBI's taxonomy places the organism in Eukaryota, Fungi, Basidiomycota, Tremellomycetes, Tremellales, Bulleribasidiaceae. Bases 1 to 531 code for a protein of 176 amino acids. The record is from RefSeq and is a predicted model, not a curated record. The transcript has a single exon.
AUGCCAUCCACAAUCGUCAUCCCCCGCGACCUCAUCUCCGCCGCAACCAUCCUCGCUCCCUUCCUCUCCUCCGCUACUGCCGGCUCCAUCCUUACCCUCUCCUACUUCUCAAUCCCCAUCAUCCGCUCCGUCUCGGUGGACCACUCCCCCGCUCGGGCGCUAGACCACGUCAAAGCCCUCUUCUCCUCCGGAUCGCACAUCUACCCCACACUCUCGGUAGUCUGUACCGGCCUGUAUGGCCUCCUCGCCUACUCGUCCCCGGCUGGUACUUCCGCCCGGAGCGGGUACAGCGUGGCUGCUGCGGGGACACUGGGUAUCGCGCCUUUUACGGUGAUGGUGAUGCUGCCGCUGGCGAACCAUGCGCUGUUGGACCUUUACGACAAGAGGGAGAAGAGAGGGGCGGGGGCGGUAGAGAAGGAUAAAGAGGAGCUGGAUGGACUGUUGAGGCGCUUCGAAGGGCUGAAUGCUGUCAGAGCAGGGAUCAUGGGGAUGGGCGCGGUGGGUGGGCUGUGUACGGCUCUGAUACUGUAG